AUGUCGAAACGACUUUUCCCUUUUUUGCUAAUUAAUUAUCUAUGCUUUGCGGAAGCUAUAAAACAAAAUUUCUAUUCCGUUUCUCAUCCCUGUGUUGACCGCUGUAUUCAAUGGACGAGUGAACAGAAAAGUGAUUCCUCUGCCGUUUCCAUAUAUUGCAAUACAUUGAUUCCUUGUCUAAAAACAUGCACAGAGCAAUUGGAUUUGUUAGCGCCAAUAGACAGCGAAUAUGCUUCUUUUAACGAGCCAAUUUGUGCAAAAAUUAAAGAGCUCACCUAUCUGGAAGAGUGUCUCAAGAAACUCGAUGUCAGUCAUUGCGCUCAUGAAUGCAAUACAACCGAGGAUGACUUUAGUAUCCACCUGGAGUGGCGGAGCAGAAUCAAUUUUGAACCCAAGUUGUGUACGUUACGUUGUCUACAUCCCAGCUAUGAAAAUUAUUGUGGACGCGGUACAACUAUGAAAAUAUUAGACUUCUAUGAGUUAGUGCUUGACACUCAAAAGAAGCGGUUUAAUCUCUCAGACGUUCAUUAUUCAGAAUUUGCGAGAAUUAAGAAUGAACUUCCUAUAAGUGUUAGGAAUGCGAAUAUCAUAGGAGAAAUGAAAAACGCCGCUUUUGCUCUUUUCUCUCUACCCUGUAUAACUUGCUUAUUAUCUUUUUUCCGGAUGUAA
Messenger RNA from Auanema sp. JU1783, 669 nucleotides. The record is from the annotation of a GenBank genome assembly. Lineage: Eukaryota; Metazoa; Nematoda; Chromadorea; Rhabditida; Rhabditidae.